Trifolium pratense (red clover) is the source of this 1767-nucleotide messenger RNA. Its product is annotated as heterogeneous nuclear ribonucleoprotein 1-like. The record is from RefSeq and is a predicted model, not a curated record. Lineage: Eukaryota; Viridiplantae; Streptophyta; Magnoliopsida; Fabales; Fabaceae. The coding region runs from base 436 to 1551 and encodes 371 amino acids. Gene Ontology annotation, molecular function: RNA binding. The transcript has 13 exons.
AAAACAAAACCUGUUACCGUGAGACAUGCAGAGGGAACGAGAGAGGGAGUGGCAUGGAAAUAGCGAGCGUGUUCUUCGAUUAGGGUUUUGAUUUUUCCCCCAAUACUAAAUCCCAAGGUGAGUGAGUGCGUAAUAAUCCACUGAUUUCAUCUCAAUUAUUGCUUUUUUUUUUUUAAUUUAAUUUUCUUCUUUGAGUUGCAAAUUGAAACGCAGUUGAUUUGAAGCCCCCUUCAAAACCUGAAAAUUUUCAUCUCGUAAAUGAUGAUAAUGAUGAAGAAAAUUGUGUGUGAGAUAGAAGUGUUUUUGUUAUGUGCAGGGAGCGAGUGUGAGGGAUUUAGAGAGAGAGGAGUGGAGAAGAAUUCGAGAGAGAUUUUUUUCCUAUUUAUUUUUCAAUUUUUAGGGAUUGCGUUUCCUUGAUCCUUAUUCAAAUUUUCAAUGGAGGAACGAAAGCUUGUGGUUUUGGGUAUUCCAUGGGACGUUGAUACUGAUGGCUUGAAAGAAUAUAUGAGCAAAUUUGGUGAGCUAGAAGAUUGUAUUGUUAUGAAGGAACGGUCAACUGGCCGGUCGCGCGGUUUUGGAUAUGUUACAUUUGCAUCAUUGGAUGAUGCUAAGAGUGUGCUAUCUAGUGAACACAGUCUUGGCAACAGGACGCUGGAAGUCAAAGUGGCCACACCAAAGGAGGAGAUGAGGGCACCAGUCAAAAAGGUUACCAGAAUCUUUGUGGCCAGGAUUGCACCAUCAGUAACAGAAGAAACUUUUAGGAGUCAUUUUGAGAAAUAUGGUGAAAUAACCGAUUUAUACAUGCCAAAGGAUCGAGGAUCAAAAACACAUCGCGGAAUUGGUUUUAUAACUUUUGCAAGUGCAGAUUCUGUAGAGAACUUGAUGAAAGAAACCCAUGAACUGGGAGGUUCUGAUGUGGUGGUUGAUCGAGCAACACCUAAGGAAGAUGAUUUCAAGCCAAUUGGCAGAACCAGAACGACACAAGGAGGAUAUGGUGCAUAUAAUCCAUAUAGUUCUGCACCAACUAGAUAUGCAGCACUUGGUGCUCCAACUAUGUAUGAUCAUCCUGGUUCAAUUUAUGGAAGGUCAGAACCUGUUCGUGGAAUGAGCAAAAAGAUUUUUGUUGGUCGUCUUCCCCCGGAGGCAACCACUGAGGAUCUUCGCCUGUAUUUUGGCAGAUUUGGCCAUAUAAUAGAUGCUUAUAUACCUAGGGAUGUCAAGAGAUCUGGUCAUAGAGGUUUUGGUUUUGUGACUUUUGCGGACGAGGGUGUUGCAGAUCGUGUCUCUCGGAGAUCUCAUGAAAUUUGUGGACAUCAGGUUGCCAUAGAUUCAGCCGCCCCUCUUGAUGAGGCAGGGCCCAGUGGGAACACUAUGUUGAAUAGCAUGGAUACUCUCAGGGGAUAUGGCGGACCUGUGAGGCCUUAUUUUGAUCAAAGUCCUGUGAGGCCACCUUAUGGGAGAAUGUACGAUAACCUGGACUUCGAUGAUUGGAGUUAUGGAGUUGCUAGUAGAAGACCAUCAAGAGCAGAUUGGAGAUAUAGACCAUAUUAGGAGGGUAUGGUUUAAUUGGCUGCAAUGCAUUCCAAACGCUGGGUUCCAUGAACUGCUGUGAAGGUCUUCUAUUAAGAAUGGUUUCAAAAAUUUAUCAGUACCAAGCUGGAUUUUAAUUUAUACAUUGUAAAACCAAAUAAAUUAUUUUUUUGCCCAGCUUUAAUCUUGUAUUCUUUUAUUGGUUUAUAAGAAUUUUUUGCGGAUCCUCUUGCAUGU